Molecule: messenger RNA, 4878 nt
Organism: Pygocentrus nattereri (red-bellied piranha)
Lineage: Eukaryota; Metazoa; Chordata; Actinopteri; Characiformes; Serrasalmidae
Gene: rorab
Product: RAR-related orphan receptor A, paralog b
Exons: 11
Coding region: 388-1974 (528 amino acids)
Biological process (GO): regulation of transcription by RNA polymerase II
Cellular component (GO): nucleus
Molecular function (GO): nuclear receptor activity; zinc ion binding; RNA polymerase II cis-regulatory region sequence-specific DNA binding
Source: RefSeq, a predicted model, not a curated record
GUGUGUGUGUGUUUUUACCAGAUCAUCCAUCCAUUUUCCCCCAUCGACUCAAGCUGGAACAGCGACUCGGCUCCUGUAGCCGCUCUGGAGGAGAUCAAUAAACACCGCGCGGUCAUUAAAUGAUCUGCAAAAUCACUUUAUUAUUAUUAGCAUUACUGGUAUUAUUAUUAGGCGAUUUGGCUGCUAAAAGAGCAGAUUGGCUGUCAGGCGUGCGGCCGCUGUGGCGGCUCCACAGCGCCGUGUGUGGACAGACCCACCCCACCCGCUCCUCGCAGCAGCGCUAUCGCAGCCAGUCUCCAGCGCAGCCUGAGCGGAGAGGCGGCGUAGGAAGGAAGCGGUGAAAGGAGCGUCUCCACCUCCGGGAAUAAAUCGCUCGAGCGGGGAAGUAUGGACGAAGGGCCGGAGCCCGUGACGGAUCCGGCCGAACGCGCUUCGACGGCGCCCGUUGCGGAUCAGACCAGUCCGGUAAAGCUGGACAAUACUAAGGCUGAGACGGAGCACCAAGCACCGGCCAGAAGACAGAGCUGCUCCAGCACCAACAGGGAUGUACCUGUAACAAAGAAGACACACACAUCUCAAAUUGAGAGUAUCCCCUGUAAGAUCUGCGGCGAUAAAUCGUCAGGAAUCCAUUAUGGCGUUAUCACUUGUGAGGGAUGUAAGGGUUUUUUCCGCCGGAGUCAGCAGGGAGCUGUGUCCUACUCAUGCCCUCGUCAGAAGAGCUGUCUGAUCGACCGCACCAGCCGAAACCGCUGCCAGCACUGUCGCCUACAGAAGUGUCUGGCGGUGGGCAUGUCCCGAGACGCGGUAAAGUUUGGUCGCAUGUCAAAGAAGCAGAGAGACAGCUUAUUUGCGGAGGUUCAGAGGCACCGCCAGCAGCAGCAGCAAGAGAAACCAGCAGAAGAACCGGAGGAGGGGCAGGACCCGGCACCCGGAGAGGCGGAGCCACUGACACCCUCUUACGCCCUCUCCACCAAUGGGCUCACAGAACUCCCUGAUGACCUUGGUGGCUAUGUGAAUGGCCACGCCACAGAUGAAGUGAAGGCAGACUCUGCAAUUGGUGGAUUCUACCUGGACAUUCAGCCCUCUCCUGACCAGUCAGGUCUAGAUAUGGAUGGCAUUAAGCUUGAGCCAGUGUGCGAUCUGAGCCCUGAAUCUGCCUUAGACCCUUACUGCUGUUAUAGCAGUGGAGACACAUCACCCACUGAUGCCAUGAGCGAAUUGGAGCAUCUGUCUGUGAACAUCUGUAAGUCGCACAUGGAGACGUGCCAGUAUCUGCGAGAGGAGCUGGAGCCCAGUAAAUGGCAAACUGUGUUGCAUACUGACCUGGAAACAUACCAGAAGAAGUCUCAGGAAGAGAUGUGGCAGGUGUGUGCGGUUAAAGUGACAGAGGCUGUGCAGUAUGUGGUGGAGUUUGCCAAGCGAAUUGAUGGCUUCAUGGAGCUGUGUCAAAAUGACCAGAUAGUACUGCUCAAAGCAGGCUCUUUAGAGGUAGUGUUUGUGAGGAUGUGCCGGGCCUAUGACUUUCAGAACAACACAGUCUAUUUUGACAGCAAAUAUGCAAGUCCAGAAGUCUUCAAGUCCUUAGGCUGUGAUGACCUGAUCAGCUCUGUGUUUGAAUUUGCUAAGAGCAUGAGUUCUCUUCAGUUGACCGAGGAUGAGAUCGGCCUGUUCUCUGCAUUUGUGCUCAUGUCUUCAGACCGAUCCUGGCUUCAGGAGAAAAGCAGAGUGGAGAAACUUCAGCAGAGGAUUCAGAUGGCCUUGCAGAACCUGCUCCAAAAGAACCAGAGAGAAGAGGGAGUCCUUGCAAAGCUGAUCUGUAAGGUGUCCACAGUUCGAGCACUGUGCAGCAGACAUAUGGAGAAACUGAGCGCCUUCCGAGCCCUCCACCCUGACACGGUGCACACACGCUUCCCUCCACUUUACAAGGAGCUUUUCGGCUCAGACUUUGAGCAGGCCCUGCCCCAGGAGGCCUGACAGCAUCCAGGCAGCACCGCCAGGCCCUACAGACUAAAAAAAAGUCCACAGAAAUGUCACUGACACGGUUUAGCCUCCGUUUAAUUACAAUUGCUACAGUAUCACAAAGCACCUCUACAAGCUUGACAGCACUACGGACUUCCCUCUAAAAUGAAGACAUAGUGGUCGCCUGUGGAAAGAAGAUCGGAAUCUUCUCAACUCAAGUGGACUCCGCUAGCCAGCACCAGCCUGCUCUGCCAUGUCUGUCUUUUCCCCAGUCCCACUGCCUACACAGAUAAAAUCCCCUAUAAGAGGCGGGAGGAGGCAUGGCACCAUGUAAGCGUAGCCAGAUGCGCCAUCUGCUGGUUAGAAAUAAUUGGGCACCGAUCAUCAAUUUUUUAUGGCCGAUUCUGUCUUUUCAAUGCCAAAUAAGCUGUUCAUGUGUCCUGUGACGACAUUUUCACUGUACACAUUACAGGUUGAUGUUGAUUUUCACACAUUUUUAACAUUUCCAAACACCUGACAUUUUUGCCAAGGUAAACCAAAAGCAUUCGAAUGCAGCGCAUGUGGACUUAGCUGGCUAAGAUUAGUAUCAUCAUAAAAUCCAGAUCGGCCAAAAAAAAUAGGAUUCUGGCUUUUUCCCAUUGUGGUAAGACCACGUUCUUGUUAGAAAGUGCAAUUCUCCGCUCUCGAACUCUGAUCGCCAGCAGUGUAGCUCUUAACACCCAAUGUUGGUGCUAAUGCCACAGCAGGACUAUUGCUUCACCCCCUUUUUGAGCACAUCCAGCAGCGACAUACUGUAAGCUGGUGUGAACCACAAUCUCCUGGCUGGCUGAGAACAGGGGAAACACACUUACAGUCAAAAGCAAGAUGCAGGAAUCACAUAAUUUAGCCACAGUAGUGAAAAAUCAGUCUGACACUCUCAGUAAAGCAUGUACGGUGCAGAGGACCCAAAUAGUAGCACUUUGUGUUUUCCCAGCAAUAACUGAUAAUGAAAUCCAUAUGUUGGACUGGCGUGGAUGAUUAUGUUGUGAUUAAAGAUCUACGAAGACUCGAUUUUGUUUAAUGGCUGUCUUUGAAGGCCAUCUCUUUUUGUUUGUAUUGUGUCGUGCCAUAGUGAAAGUGUUAGGUCUCUGUAUAGCUGAGAUGAGGUAGGUGGAAAUCAGGGUGCUUCUAAUAGAUUUGAGGCGUGUCGACAUUCCAGGGAGUGGGGUCUUUGAUGAGGUUCAGAUUUGAAAGCAGACGAUUGGUGCCCUCCCCAGGAUUUGUUCAGGACUUUGGCAUCCUAUGCUACAAGUAGAACUCCUCAGGGAAGAGGAGAGGAGACAUAAACAAUUUUACAGUCUGUGUUCUAGCUGUUCAUUUGCUACUCCAGUGUUUCCAUAGUUGCACCACUUUUGGGCGGUUUUCACUGUGUUUUGUUCCCCUGGAAUUUCAGCCCCAUGUCUGCACUUAUUAUCACAUUGUGGAAACCAAAUUGGACCCAUUCAACUUAAAGCAAUAGGCCUAUUUAAGUGAAACAUGUCAAUCUGUACCCAGUGUGUUUUUGUAAGGGCUGGCUCUGCAAUAUGUGUACUGUUGUUAUUAGCAUCAGUUUUUGUGAAAGACAAUCCAUUAAACAUUUGACCUCAUAAAUGGGUAUUUGGGAAAUGCUCAGGGAUUCUAAUAUGCUAUCGCAGAAAGAGAUAGAGAAACCAAAUGGGUAACAGUAAUACAGUAACUACUGUAAAAAAAAGCAACACCUGCAGAAGUUCAGUGAAAUGCGGUAAAAUUGGUGAAGAUCAGGGUCAACAGUUUAUUUAAUAAAUACGAAACGUUAGCCAAACCAAGAAAGAAAAGCAAUAAUGGUAACAAGGUAUUACGUUUGCAAAUGAAAAUUGCAUGCAUUUGCUUUAAACACAGAACCUGUGUGGUUUUCAUUUUGUUUGUUUUUUGAUUGUUUAGACUCUCCUUGAUGUUGUCCAUUCUGUCCUGUGUUCCUAAGAGACCUAAGACAGUCUGUGUUCUAUCCCAUGUCACUUUUUAUUCAGAACACCUACUUUUGACUCUUGGUAAAAGUUGUCUUUGUCAGCUACUCACGUUACAGCAAAUUAAUGGUUAGUGAAUGAAACAGAGCUCGAUUAAAGCAUUGAUUUUAAUGUGUUUUAAUUAUCCUCAUCGUUAUGGACAGUCAUUACUGAAGAUAAGUACAUUUUUAUGACGCUGAGCUGUAAUGUGUAUGGUUAUGUUGCGCUAGUCCAGAGGACUGGAAUAUUCUCUUUUCCAUGUGCUGGUUGAUUUGUUAUUUUAUUAUUUUGUUUUUUUUGAGUAGUUGUUCUAUACUCCGAGCAGUAUUGUAAUUCUCUUUGACUGGUUUUGGGCAUGAGCACUUAAUCUUUCUGUAUAUGUACGUUUUUUCAGUAUCACAGUAAUACAGUCUUUGUAAAGUUCUCAUUUUUCACAGGUGAAAAGACCAAAACUUUUGUAUAACAUGCACGCCAUGAUAUGCUGAUUUGUGAGUAAUAUGCUAAUGAUUUGAUUACAUUACAGUUUUUAAUCAAGUAAUAACUCACCUUAGAAGAAUCAGGUUUUAUCUCUGGACCUUGUUCUGUCAUUUUCUUUCUUUUUUUUUGACAGUUGAUCAAAUUGUUUUUAUUUUAAUCCCUUAAGCACUCUUGAUCUUGUCUCGAGUAGCCAUCUAGCAAUAGUCUGUUUCUUCCCUAUAAUAUAAGUAUUUUGUUGGUUUUGUAUAUACACCUGUAAAAAAAUCUGAAAUGUAAUGUUUUCUUUGAGAUACGGUUAAGUCUAAACUGAAUGUUGUGCAGUUGUAUUUAGAAAGGUUACUUCCUAAAUGGCUUUUAUGAAAGGCGCAUGUCACACAUUGUCAAAUAGUGUGUUGAAUGUGCUGAUAGAAAUAAAAAUCCCACAGCUUGUGAUGGAAAUGUA